AACGGAGCCCACGCCAUCACAAAAGAACAUGCAGCCCGGUGUGGGUACAGCGUCAGGUUUAUGCAUCUGAACAACAAGGUGCAGCUGCGAGCGUCUUACCUGAGCUGCCACACAGAGUGCAAGGACGGUGAGGCGUAUACCUUCAGUUUUAAUCUGGUCGCGUAUCACAAAGGGGAAAAGGUCACACAUGCCCUGAACAAAACCUGUUCUCCAUCUCUGCCUUGGUCCCUCAGAGAGGUCACCUGUGAGGUCAACUACAUGGAGGUUUCUGUAAAGAGUGAGAUCACCUGCCCGUCUUCACCAGAGAAGAACGACUGGGACAACCUGAAACUUGCUCACAGUCCCUCUGCAGACUGGCAGGUGACGUUUCAGAGAGGAGGAGAGCAGCUGCCUCCUGCCUCGCUGAAGACCGCUCGUCAUAGUGACUAUGUGUUUGACCUGACCCACGGGAGGCUCAUGUUUCGGACGCCUUACGGACAACCUCACUCCUUCAUCGCUGUGCUGGACGGGGUCCCAGUGGAGGUGGUCCAUGCCACUCUCUUCUCCAGACAGAGUUGGCUCGUUCUCCUCAUUGACCUGAUCACUGCGUGCUCCAUGUAUGAAGCCGUGUUGGAUGAAGGCUACAUGUCCUGGGAGACUCCAGACGUGAUGUACCCGGGGCUCCACACCACAAACCUCAGCUUCAGCCUCAGCGCUGACCUCAUGACGCCUGAGGAGGCGGAGGCUAAAGGCUUUAUCGCAGAAAAACACAACAACACAGUGGGGAUCAGUGUCCCCUACGACGCAGAGGGAGGAUACAGGAAGAGCGUAGUAUCUGGAGACCUGUUUGAGUUCUACACAUAUGACUUGUACACGGAGCAGCUGUCUGUGGAUGAGGACGGCAUCGAGACCAGACUCCGCACGCUCAGGACCAUGAGCACGCCGCUCCUCACGAGGGCGCUUCUGGAUGAAAACCGUACAGUCGUGGAGGAGCAGCGCUUCACCCUCUACCUGGGUGAUAUUCCUCAGGAUCUGAAGCUGGUGUGGGUGGAGCUGAACAGGCAGAGGUUUGAGGUGCCUCUAAACUCCAGCUCCAUCUCUGUGGACGAGGUGGUUCAUCCAAACGACACACACGGGCUCGUGCUGAAGGUGCCGUUCAACAACUCACCUGUCACUCAAACGUUCACUGUAGAAAACAUCGAAUACAAGCUCGACAUAAACUACACCCUGAUGGUGACGCCUGAGCGCGAGCUGUACCACCACCGCACGUCGUUUAUGGCCGUCGUACCUGACCUCGCUCCUCCACAGUUUAAAGUGUCCUGUUCAGAAAGCAGCAUCACGUUUAAACUGGAUCACAAACCUUCCGGCUACAAAUGGGCGUUCACCGUGGACUCCGAGCCGCUGACCGUGGACCUGGCCACGAGGAAAGGGCUCGUGAUGGUCAACGACAGCCGGGCGCUCCAGCUGGACGUGCCGCUCCUCUCCCACGGAUAUGCAAACAAGAAUUACAGCCUGCAAGGGUUUCUGGGUACUUUUGAGAUCCAGGUGCGAGAUCAAGAAACGUAUCAAGUUCAGAGUUCAACUGUGAAGACCUGUCCAUUCUUUACUAAUGAACUCCUAGUGUGUUCACCUGCCAUGUGGAUGAUCGCGGUGGUGGACUUGACUCUGGCCGUUGCGAGCGGAGGUGUUCCUUCCCAAAUGACCCUGCGGCACCAGAGGUGUGUCCCCAAAGAGGCCGACGGCACCAGGGCCCUGUUCAUGUUUCCUGUGAACGACUGCGGCUCAUUUGUCAAGCUCGGAAAAGGAACAGUCACUUAUGAAAAUGAGAUCCUGUACAGCAAGAGCUCAACUGAUGGAACUGCAGACAGAGUGAUCCUGCAGUGCACAUAUCCCGUCUCGAGUCUCUAUCGGCUUUUCUCUACAGUGACCCUUGAAUCCGACACUCCUGGAGUCGGGCGGAUCAUUCACACGUCACAGAUGGAAACGGAACCACAAGAUGCCACCACAUCUGCAGCGUUACCACAGAGCAGAUAUUCCUCAGGUCGCCUCAUAGAUUUUUCUGGGUGGAAACCUCCACAACUCGGAAGAAAAGGUUUCUAUGGCCAACGAGUGCAUACAGCAAGACAUUUUUACCAAAACAACUGAAAUUGUAAUGUAAUUUUAAUGUUUUAAAAUGGUACUGUUUACUUGAAUAAAUGUCUUAAUAAAUAAAUGUUUAUGUGCUAAUU
Messenger RNA from Periophthalmus magnuspinnatus, 2207 nucleotides. RefSeq names its product zona pellucida protein AX 4 (gene zpax4). The record is from RefSeq and is a predicted model, not a curated record. NCBI's taxonomy places the organism in Eukaryota, Metazoa, Chordata, Actinopteri, Gobiiformes, Gobiidae. The transcript has 16 exons. Bases 61 to 2124 code for a protein of 687 amino acids.